Molecule: messenger RNA, 240 nt
Organism: Ilex paraguariensis (yerba mate)
Lineage: Eukaryota; Viridiplantae; Streptophyta; Magnoliopsida; Aquifoliales; Aquifoliaceae
Source: the annotation of a GenBank genome assembly
AUGGCUGCAACUACUUGGACGCUCGCUAAUCCCCAGGUGCGUGUGUUGUUAGUGCGAGAUCCAAUAAAGGAGGACCCGAACCAGGAUAAGGAGAAGGUGCUGUUUGGUGCUCUGCUUUCCUUUUUCUGCCACUGCACGUUAGUGGAAAGUGAGUUUGUGCACGUCUCUGUUUUGUUAGCGUUGGGAACCAUUCCAUUCCGAAGGUUCUCAAGAAGUGCAGCCUAUUCUGGAAAACAUUGA